This is a messenger RNA of Thermothelomyces thermophilus ATCC 42464, 2222 nucleotides long. RefSeq lists its product as uncharacterized. The transcript has 3 exons. Gene Ontology annotation, cellular component: membrane. The record is from RefSeq and is a predicted model, not a curated record. The coding region runs from base 288 to 1913 and encodes 541 amino acids. Gene Ontology annotation, biological process: transmembrane transport; amino acid transport. Gene Ontology annotation, molecular function: transmembrane transporter activity. Lineage: Eukaryota; Fungi; Ascomycota; Sordariomycetes; Sordariales; Chaetomiaceae.
UCCCACUUCGCUUUUUACCUCGGGGGGAAAUUCCUACCUCCAAAAGAGUGCAAGAGCGGAGAGAAAAAGGUAAAAAGAAAAAAAAACCGCUUAAAACGGAGUCCUUCAGCCGGAUUUGUAGCCAGCGCGAAUCAAAGUCCAACGAACUGUCAACGUCCAAAGCGCCACCGGAUGCUGCAGAACGCCUGAAGGUAGAUUGGGAACCUUUUAUCCGUCUCCCUUCCCCCAUCUCACCCCAUAACCCCCAGCAACGCUUCGUCGAGUAACCUGGACGCCGUCCUCCGGCCAUGAGCGCCCAACCCGAAGCCCGACUACCGAGCGCCGUCGAGGUGCCUGGGAUAGGCGCCGGACACGAGUCGUCGUCGGACGAUGGCGAUGUGCUGCUGGAGUCGAUGGGUUACAAGGCCGAGCUGGUACGCACGCGGUCGACCUGGCACAUCGCCUUCAUGUCGUUCGUGCUCGCGUCCAUCCCUUACGGCCUGGCCACCACGCUCUACUAUCCGCUCCAGGGCGGCGGCCCCGCCGUUGUCGUCUGGGGGUGGCUGCUCGUGAGCCUCAUCGUCCUCUGCGUCGCCGCGUCGCUGGGCGAGAUCACGUCCGUCUACCCGACCGCCGGCGGCGUCUACUACCAGACCUUCAUGCUCGCCCCCGCCAAGUUCCGCCGAGUCGCCGCCUACAUCUGCGGCUGGGCCUACGUUGUCGGCAACAUCACCAUCACCCUGGCCGUGCAGUUCGGCACCACCCUCUUCUUCGUCGCCUGCGUCAACGUCUUUGAGAAGCCCGGCGUGGACGGCGAGCCCGUGGGCGUCUGGGCCGGCGAGACCUAUCAGGUGUUCCUGACCUUCCUGGCCAUCACGCUGCUGUGCAACGUCGUCUCCAUCUUUGGGAACCGCUGGCUGCACCUGCUCGAUACGUUUGCCAUCUUUUGGACCUUUGCUGGCCUCCUGGCCAUCCUCAUCACCGUUCUCGCCGUCGCCAAGGAGGGCAGGCACAGCGCCGAUUUCGCCCUGGGCGGGUUCGAGGUCACCUCCGGCUGGCCUGCUGGCUGGUCUUUCUGCGUCGGCCUGCUCCACGCCGCCUACGCGACCUCGUCGACCGGCAUGGUCAUCUCCAUGUGCGAAGAGGUCCAGCGCCCCGCCACCCAGGUGCCCAAGGCCAUGGUCAUCACCAUCGUCAUCAACACCAUCGGCGGCCUGCUCUUCCUGGUGCCCCUCAUGUUCGUCCUGCCCGACCUCGCCAUGCUCAUCGCCCUCCCCUCGGGCCAGCCCGUGCCCACCAUCAUCAAGUCCGCCGUCGGCUCCUCGGGCGGCGCCAUCGCCCUGCUCCUCCCCCUCAUGGUCCUGGCCAUCCUCUGCGGCAUCGCCUGCACCACGGCCGCCUCGCGCUGCACCUGGGCCUUUGCCCGCGACGGCGCCAUCCCGGGGUCCAAGUGGUGGAAGCAGGUCCACCCCACCCUGGACCUGCCCCUCAACGCCAUGAUGCUCUCCAUGGUCAUCCAGAUCCUCCUGGGCGUCAUCUACUUUGGCUCCUAUGCCGCCUUCAACGCGUUCUCGGGUGUUGGUGUCAUCUCGCUGACUGUCUCGUAUGCCGCCCCCAUAGCCGUGUCCAUGCUCGAGGGGCGUGCCCACGUCAAGGGAGCCAAGUUCUCCCUCGGCAGGAUGGGCUGGCUGUGUAACGGUAUCGCCCUCGCAUGGUCGAUCCUCGCCGUCCCCCUCUUCUGCAUGCCUGCUUACAUUCCCGUCACCGCGGCAAGUGUUAACUACGCCCCCGUUGUGUUUGUCGGUUUUGUUGUCAUUGCUUGUGCGUGGUACGCGGCCUGGGGCCGCCGGAACUACCGUGGCCCGCCGACCGAGAGCCUCGGCGAGGAUCCGAUGCCCGCUGGGCAAGGUGCCGGUAGCUCCAAGAAAGACUAACGCAGCGCUGCAUCUCGUGUUGUCGUGUCUGAUUUCUUCCGAGUAUUAUUGUUACACCGUAUCAUGGUCGCGAGGCGUUCAAGGCGUCGCAUGUCAAGAGGGUCCGUUCAACACCCCGUGUCCCAAAGCAGAUACGCCCUCCUCCCCUCCUUCUCAACUUAGUUUUGGGCGCAAGCACCUAGGUCAACAGAACUAUCUUAUUCGAAAAGAAUUGCUCUUGAAAUCUCCCCGGUUGGCGUUCCAUCAGUUGAAGCGAAGCCGUGAGAAGAAGAGGUAUCAUCCAAACCCACUAAUGUCUGAACUGUGUGU